AAUUCGCUCUUGCAAUGCUUCAGAGAAUGGGCAUCCCUUCCGUGGAAGCGGAAAGACAUAUAGCUAUGCUGUAAAUAAAACGGAUAAGUUGAAAUUGAAGGGAAACGCGAAAGAUUCAAACCGGAGCUUGCGAUUUCGCACCGCAGUCACCUCCGUCGUUACUCCUUAAAAUGAAAGGAUAUUCAUUUUUAAAAGAAUGGAUUGAGACUGCUGUAUAGCAUUUAUAUUUGUACGUAUAUAUUUUUGUAUCGUUGUAAUACCGUUACGUUGCAUUCAUUUGUUUUCUACGGAAAAACCGGCUUGAAGGCGCAAGGAGACCAAAAUUUAUAUUUUCUACGCUAACGCAGACAGGAGAGGAGGGGGGAACACUGCCGAAGCCGUGGUCUCCGAGAAGAGCCGAAUGCAUGGAUUCAGAGCUCACGGCAAUCACUGACGCUUCGAUCUCAGAUUGCCCUCCUCGUCGCUGACAGCUGGGAGAGCAGUCUAUCCAACAGGCGGAAAAGAGCAGCCGUCCAAGAGGCCAGCGAGAGAGGGGCGAAGAGAGCCAUCACUUCGCCGGCUUGAUCGAUCCACCGGCACUGAACAGGCGCGGGGAUCUGCUUUGGCGUGCGGGAGGAGAGGCGAUCGCCCCGGGGGUAUUCUUUCAUCGAGAGGGGGGGAAUACACCUUUGACAAAAAGAAGAGGAGGCGGGUAUUACAGACAAAUACAUUUGAAGUGUCCAAUUAGGAAUUUCCAAUUGAGAGAGAGAAAGAGAUUGAGAGAGAGAGAGAGAGAGGCAGUGGAAUAUUCCGUUUCUCCUCCGACAACACCCCCUAUCUUGGAAAAAAAUAAAAUAAAAAAAUAAAAACAAUAUACACAAAUCAAGGUGGUGUGUGUUGUGGGGGGGGGACCUAGGACAGCCCAGUGCUGGAUCCCAGAGCGACUGUCAGAGAGGCAAGGACUCUUGAGAAGAAGAAGGGGGGUGCAUGGAGCUUUCACGGCCGGUGACGCCGGGGACAUCCGCCUUCCUCCGGUUGGGCUUGGUCGCCGCGGCGACCGCCUUCCUGUGCGCCGAGGCCCGGACCACCCCGAGCCCCGCCCCGGCGUCCCAGAAUGCCACCUGCGAGGGCACGUUCGCGUGCAGGCCCGGCAUCGUCCUGCCCAUCUGGUACCCGGAGGACCCCUCCAUGGGCGAUAAGAUCGCCCGGGUCAUCGUGUACUUCGUCGCGAUGAUAUACAUGUUCCUGGGCGUGUCCAUCAUCGCCGACCGCUUCAUGGCGGCCAUCGAGGUCAUCACCUCCCAGGAGAAGGAGAUCAUCAUCAAGAGGUCGAACGGGGAGACCACCACCACCACCAUCCGCAUCUGGAACGAGACCGUGUCCAACCUCACGCUCAUGGCCCUGGGCUCCUCCGCGCCGGAGAUCCUGCUCUCCGUCAUCGAGGUCUGCGGCCACGGGUUCAAAGCCGGGGAGCUGGGCCCCGCCACCAUCGUGGGCAGCGCGGCCUUCAACAUGUUCGUCAUCAUCGGCCUCUGCGUGUCCGUCAUCCCCGAGGGGGAGACGCGCAAGGUGAAGCACCUGCGCGUCUUCUUCGUCACGGCCGCCUGGAGCAUCUUCGCCUACAUCUGGCUCUACAUGAUCCUGGCGGUGUACUCGCCGAACGAGGUCCAGGUCUGGGAGGGCCUGCUCACGCUGGCCUUCUUCCCCAUCUGCGUCGUGCUGGCCUGGGUGGCCGACCGGCGGCUGCUCUUCUACAAGUUCAUGCACAAGAAGUACCGCACGGACAAGCACCGCGGCGUGAUCAUCGAGACGGAGACGGAGCGCGCCAAGGGCAUCGAGAUGGACGGGAAGAUGGUGAACUCGCACUUCGUGGACGGCGCCGCCAGCAACCUGAUGGGCCUGAUGGAGGGGAAGGAGGUGGACGAGUCGCGCCGGGACAUGAUCCGGAUCCUGAAGGACCUGAAGCAGAAGCACCCGGAGAAGGAGCUGGACCAGCUGGUGGAGAUGGCCAACUACUACGCCCUGUCCCACCAGCAGAAGAGCCGGGCCUUCUACCGCAUCCAGGCCACGCGCAUGAUGACGGGGGCGGGCAACAUCCUGAAGAAGCACGUGGCCGAGCAGGCCAAGAGGAGCGCCAGCGUGCCGGAGGUGCGCAUCGAGGAGCCGGAGGAGUUCGUCUCCAAGAUCGUCUUCGAGCCCUGCGCCUACCAGUGCCUGGAGAACUGCGGCGGCGUCCUGCUGACCGUCGCCAGGAAGGGCGGCGACGUCUCCAAGACGGUCUACGUGGACUACAAGACGGAGGACGGCUCGGCCAACGCCGGGGCGGACUACGAGUUCACGGAGGGCACCGCCGUGUUCAAGCCCGGCGAGGUGCAGAAGGAGAUCACCGUGGGCAUCAUCGACGACGACAUCUUCGAGGAGGACGAGCACUUCUUCGUGCGGCUCAGCAACGUGCGCGUGCUGGAGGCCGAGGACCUCCUCACCCCCAACAGCCUGCCCUACCCGAAGGCCCUGCUGGGCUUCCCUUCCGUCGCCACGGUGACCAUCCUGGACGACGACCACGCGGGCAUCUUCACCUUCGAGAGCGAGUCGGUGCACGUGAGCGAGAGCAUAGGCGUCAUGGAGGUGAAGGUGCUGAGGACUUCCGGAGCGCGGGGAACGGUCAUCGUGCCCUACCGCACCCUGGAGGGUCUGGCCAAGGGCGGAGGGGAGGACUUCGACGACACCUUCGGAGAGCUGGAGUUCAAAAACGACGAGACCUGCAAAACGAUUCAGGUGAAGAUCAUCGAUGACGAGGAGUACGAGAAGAACAAGAACUUCUUCCUGGAGCUGUCCGAGCCUCGCAUGGUGGACAUGAGCCUGCAGAAAGCUCUGUUGUUAGCAGAAGACGUGCCAGACAGGAAGUUAACGGUGGAGGAGGAGGAAGCUAAGAGGAUUGCAGAGAUGGGUAAACCGGUGCUGGGAGAGCACUCCAAACUGGAGGUCAUCAUCGAGGAGUCCUAUGAGUUCAAGAACACAGUGGACAAACUAAUCAAGAAGACUAACCUGGCUCUGGUGGUGGGCACUAACUCCUGGAGAGAGCAGUUCAUGGAAGCCAUUACAGUCAGUGCAGACGAGGAUGAGGAGGACUCGGGGGAAGAACGCCUGCCGUCCUGCUUCGACUACGUCAUGCACUUCCUGACGGUGUUCUGGAAGGUGCUGUUCGCCUGCGUGCCGCCCACCGAGUACUGGAACGGCUGGGCCUGCUUCACCGUGUCCAUCGUCAUCAUCGGCCUGCUGACGGCCGUCAUCGGCGACCUGGCGUCCCACUUCGGCUGCACCAUCGGCCUGAAGGACUCCGUCACCGCCGUGGUGUUCGUGGCCCUCGGCACCUCCGUCCCGGACACCUUCGCCAGCAAGGUGGCGGCGGUGCAGGACACGUACGCGGACGCGUCCAUCGGGAACGUGACGGGCAGCAACGCGGUCAACGUGUUCCUGGGCAUCGGCGUGGCCUGGUCGGUGGCGGCCAUCUACUGGCGCCUGCAGGGCAAGCCGUUCGUGGUGCACGCGGGCUCCCUGGCCUUCUCCGUCACGCUCUUCACCAUCUUCGCCUUCCUGGCCGUCUCCGUGCUGCUGUACCGGCGGCGGGCCCACAUCGGCGGGGAGCUGGGCGGCCCCCGCGGACACAGACUGGCCACCACCGCCUUCCUCUUCAGCCUCUGGCUCCUCUACAUCCUCUUCUCCGGCCUGGAGGCCUACUGUCAUAUACAGGGCUUCUAGACAACAAACAAAACAAACAAACAAACAAACAAACAAACAAACACCAGUCCAAGGUUCAAAGUACAACACACAAAAAAAUACAAGGGUAGAUUUUCAUUGUGGAAUUUCUUUUUUUUUUGGGGGUGGGGGGUGGUACAGGGAGGUGGGGUUAGGGAAGAGGGUAGAGGGUGGGUUGAGAACAGGGGGAGGUGAGGGGUGGAAGGGGGGGGGAAGAGCCUCUAAACCCACCCUUCCUCCCUCCCUCCCUUUGGACACUAAAUUCCAAAGCCUACUCUUCAGAGGAAUGGAGUAGAGGCGGGUAUCGGGCACACAGGAUGGGGGAUGGCGAUCGUGGUGAUGCCGCUCUGCCCGUGUCCAGGUGUGCCCGAGUGGUGAGGGGGUUUGGGGCGAAGCAUGGCGGGCGGGAUAUCUACUCAAACACGCAGGAGUUUGAAUAAAAAAAAAUAUUUGAUAUCAAAAAUAGGUGGCAAAAAAUGAGUCUCAUCAUCUGAGGAGAAAACAGUCCAAAACUCGAAAAAAGUUGGCGAUAUCAGAAGUCUAUUUUUUUCUCAACAUCUGACAAGAAUGACUUUUUUAAAAUGAAGUAUUUUGGGAAAAAAAGGCAAAAAAACAACAAAAAGAGGUAUCAAAGAACUAUUUUCUGAGCUGCAUAAUGGAUAAGAAUAGUAUUUCAUCUGAAAACAACACAUGAUAAAAUGGAAAUAUGCUGUUGAAUGACAAUUGAAUGGACUUGGUUCAUAGUCUUUAUUUUUGUUUCGUUUAGUUUUCUCUAGGAACAUUGCAGGGUUCUCAGAAGAGAGAAGAGGUCUUGGGCAAAAUUUUACUCAUCAGACAAAUGACUACUGAAACAACGGAAAAAGAACGAAAAAAAGAACAUUAACAAACUGCCCUGAACAUUACUUCCUUUAUAUAUCUAUAUAUAUUUCCAUAAUUUCUGUAUAUUUUGAAUAUUUGUUUCAAUGUGGUCAUAUACAACUUCAGUGAUAGAGGAUCGCUGUGGCCUUGGGGGGACGUGACUGAGCUUAUCUGUAGGGCAGGACAGAAUGGGAGUGGGACGAUGGAUUUGCGCCCGUCCCGUUUUUUUGGCGGACAGGGGUGGGGCGGCAGACGUCCUGUCCUCGUUGUGUAUUUCUGAGAAUUAAACUUCUCGCCACAUGAAGAGAUAGCAUUGCUUAUUUAUUACUUUUUUCUCCUGUACACAAAGAGAAUCGUGCAGGCUGUUUGCUGAGUAAGACGCCCUAAACAUUUAACAUUUUGUUGCAGAGGUAGGAUUUCAGUGCGACCAAGAACGAGCUGACCGGUUUUGCAUAUGAAAGAUCGCUUGCGUACAAUGACUCAGUAUUAACUCGGAUUCUAUGAGUUUGUGUCCGAAGUGGGCUUGCACCAGUACGGUUCGUGUCUGUACCUAGAGCAGCUGAGUACAGUUUGCGAGUACAGUUUGUGAGGUUUGGUUUUAAAAUAGUAGUAUGAGGUGUACUUACAGAGUCCAUUUGUGUCCCUAAGACUACUCUGUUCAGACUGCACUGGAUAAUUACUUAAAAUGCUGCUAGUUUGCCUUCAAGCUGCUCGUUACAUACUGAGUAAUGGGGGGGCACAGCUGUAUCCCAGGGGGAGAGAUGGGGUGGUGCGAAGGGACUGGGUGGGGUAACUGUGCAGCAUGGGAAAAUUUUUUGGGUGGAAACAAGAGGCUGGGAUGUGAUAGUGGGAUAGAAAAGCCAAAGAGAAAAUUGGGCGGGAAAAAUGCCGAGAAGAUAAGCUCAGAGGGUGACCCGGAAGCUGCAGUGACACUCUGGCCCACAAGGGGGCGCUCUGUUCCUGGUGGUCCGUUUGGUCCGGUUACUGGCCCUCUUUUGGGUUUUUCCGUUCUCUGGCGAGCGGUGCUGUAAAUAUGUCGUCCCCCCCCUCCCCACCUUCCCUCUCAGAGCUAAAAGGAACUGGAUGUCCCCCCCCCCCCAGGGUAUGGAUUACACCAGGUCAUCGUCCUCAAAAUUUCUACUGAAGUAGGUCUCACGUGGGGGUCACUGUUGAGCAAAAAAAGAGAAGAAACCAAGGGAGGAGGAGGGUGAGGGGCUCAUGCAGAGGGUGAUACAUAUAUGUACAUAUUUCAAUAUAUGUGUUAACAUAUGAACACAGCCACGUGUGUAAGAACAAAUAUGUGUGUGUGUGUGUGUGUGUGGAUAUGAAUACCACGUCAGCAUUUUUACCAUAACCAUAACCAUAACCGAGUCCGGGUCUGUGUGCUUUAUGUACUGGAGCAGUUGCCUCUUCACCCCUCCCUAGUGGAUGUCUUACAAAAAAGAGAAAAGGUAUUUAAAAUGUGUAUCCAAGUGAAAACAAAAGGGCACCGUCGAAGUGUUAUUUUCUUAAGAAAACAAAAUUAAUAUUUGUUAUUGUUCGAGAUGCCAGUCUUAUCUUUUUUGGGUGACUGAAUGGUUCUAUUUAUUAUUAUUAUUAUUAUUAUUAUUAUUAUUAUUAUUAUUAUUAUUACUGAUUUUGCUACUUUUAACUGUGGAUUUGAGAUGGGAGAGGACAGACAUACGGACACAGAACACACAGCCUUGCCUUGUGUGCUGUAGACGCAGACCAGAAAUUCUGUUCCACCUGUGUGUGUACUAUGUACACAGAGCUUUCACCACUCAAUGCGUCUCUCCCUGUGAAGGGCGUGUCUCAGCUUCUAUCUUCAGUCUUUUAUUUGUCAGGAAACACAAAGACAAACAUGAAAUACUGUACGGAGAAGGAAAAUUGAUGUAAGACUAUUGAUCAAAUUAUUGACACUGAAUUCACUGCUGUUUGUGUGUGGAUGGUUGUGCUUUUGUGUGUGUGUGUGUGUGUGUGUGUGAGAGAGAGCGAGCGUAUGUGCGUGCCUGUGUGUGUGUGUGUGUGUAUGUGUUUGCAGGAGCAGGGGACAAGGGUGUGAAAGUGCUGAGAAAAGAUAUUACCUUAGUGAUGAAAAGUUUAGUUCCCAAAAGCUGGCAGAGGCGAUGAAAUUGUUGGCCAUCAUUUGACCGCCAAGUUCAAUGAAAGAAUAAACUUAUUUUCACUAAUGUUAGGAGUUUGGGGAAGGCAUAUCUAAAUGGCACCAUUGUUCUAAAACCUUCAUUCACACAAAGUCGUUUAAAAUUCAUUAAUGUGUUCCAAAAUAUAAGUAUUACACAUAUAAAUGGAGUAAAAAUGUAACAACAGGAUAUUGUAUUUUGUCAACAUUGUGUCAGCUCAUUUAAAGGAAAAACCAUAAAAAUAUUUCCUGAUUUAGAUGGACAUAUGACUGUGUUUCCUCACUACCAUGUAGAAGUUUGUCACCAUGACAACAGGUUUACCAAUCUCAACUACAGUCUCGACUCCCUGUGGAUGUUAAUGGUAUUGCAUUCCAACUCACAAGCCUGGAGUCAUGGCUAUCUAUGCCUCUUUAUGGUGGGACAAAGUGAAGCACUGCUCAAUAGGUAGGAUGCAAAAUAGGUCUGGAUUAAGAGCUGGACAAUAUAGAGGGAAAAGUCAGAUGGCGCCCAGUGUGACCAUCAACAGAAAAGCUUUGUAAUCCACAGUGAAAGUAUUCGGGGCAAAACCGCUAUUUGUGGUGUUGAGCGCAUAGCUUAGGAGGUUUCUUUCCCCCUACACAAGUUUUUGACUAUACAGUAUUUAAAUUUAUUUUCUUGGUGAUUUUAAUAAAAUGUGAAACUUAAUUCUCGCUGAUGAGAAUGAGUAACUAAGUUGUUUGAUGGUCUCAAAAGCAAUUCUUCUCCAUGUUUGAUUCUGUCCACAAAAGUAUACAUUACACACACUGUACAUAGUGUUAUACAGUGUAGUCAUGGAUGUGUCUGUAUAAUUACAAUGAUAUGUACUGGCAAAGUUACUGGUUUAUCAAGCUGAUGAGAACUGCAUUGGGGAAUAUGGUGGGGUGCCUCAUUCUUGUUUAUAUUUCAGCUAUUCAUAGGUAUUUCUAUAAACAUUCUCAAAACAGUUACAGAGAAAAUGUUAAUUUCACAGAAAUUUAUCAGAUUGACUGUCAUUAAAAAAAAAAAACUUUACUGUGCUUAGUUAUAUUGACAUUUCCGACCUUAAUACAUUGAUGUUGUCAGAGGAGGUAAGACAGCGGAGAUUCAGGGGAGAGUAGUCCCUGCACCUCUUUGUUUCCAAGCAUCCAAAAAAGGGCAGGACUUCCUGUUACUGGGGACUGGGGACUGCUGAUGUCACUGAAGAAAACUGCUGUGUGUUCCACUCCAGAUUGCAUCGGCAGGCUGUGUUUUCCUGUGUGGGGUUUACUGAAGAUGCAUCCUCUUAUCAGAGAAUACUUGACAAAAUCCUCAGUGAUGAAAUGCAAUCUUAUUGUUGGGGGUAACUACUGGUUUCAAAAAAAUGCCUUUUCUUGUCAUUUAAAUUACAUGAAAAAGAAGACUUAACCCCUAUUUUUAGUAUUUAUAAAUUGAUUUAUUUAUUUAUUUAUUUAUGGUUUUUUUUGCCAUAUUAGUCUUACCUCACAUCUCUGGGUUGGAAACACGUGACUGACACAAUUAUCACACACCACAACGUACCCUCCAUUUAAUGUCACAUAAACUUGGAUUGUUAAUUCAUUUUGUUAGUUUGUUCAUUUGUUUUUUACUCUUCACAACAGAAAGUAUUCUUUUUAUUUCAGGGAAUUCUGCAUGAUAUGAAUCUUCAUUUGUUUCAUUUAUGUCCAUUUAUUUAUUUUUGACCUUUUGCCAAUAAAAAUUUUAAAAAAAGUAUUUGAAUAAAAUCACUUGCAGAUCUGUGA
This is a messenger RNA of Anguilla rostrata (American eel), 8488 nucleotides long. RefSeq names its product solute carrier family 8 member 3 (gene slc8a3). Gene Ontology annotation, molecular function: calcium:sodium antiporter activity. Gene Ontology annotation, cellular component: postsynapse; sarcolemma; axon. The transcript has 8 exons. NCBI's taxonomy places the organism in Eukaryota, Metazoa, Chordata, Actinopteri, Anguilliformes, Anguillidae. Gene Ontology annotation, biological process: calcium ion import across plasma membrane; sodium ion transmembrane transport; cell communication. The record is from RefSeq and is a predicted model, not a curated record. The coding region runs from base 967 to 3738 and encodes 923 amino acids.